AUGGACGCCAAGAAGAAAACUGCCUGGUGCCUCAUCGAGUUCCUGAAGCAGCCCGGGAUCGCCAAAAGUGAUGAGGGAUACACGUUUGACGGCACGCCGCCGAUCCUCAAGUGCCCGGAUUGCAAGAAGCGGAUCGUCACCUUGAAGACGUACGUGGCCGUCCUGUUGCCCUGUGGCCAUCUAACAUGCUCGGGAUGCCAAACGAAUAAGGUUGACAGCGCAUCCCCGGCCAAGUGUGCCGUGUGCGGGCUCGGGCAUGCGACCGACAUUUCGAAGGGAUACAGCUGCUUUGAUGCCUACAUCGAGAAGCUUCUCGUCCAUCAAUAUGACAUGAUGGAGAAGGAUGCGGCGACUAGGGUGAACUCGAAGCCCUGCGAGGAAUGUCGCGCCGCCCAGCCGGUCGAGCGACUCUACAAGUGCGCCGACUGCAGCAAGGUGAUCUGCGGGAUGUGUUGCGUGGAUGCGCACAAGGCCCACGGCUGCGCAAAAUAUCUCGCGCCCGCGCUGACGGAAUUGGAGACGGCUACGACCACACGGAUUGCGGCAGCGGGUGAGGUGAUUGACAAGAAUAUUCGCAGCCUACAAACCGAACUCUCCCAGAGCACCACCGAGCUUUUUACAUCUCUAGCCUUGGAAAUCACGCUCAUCGGCCGGCAGACGAAAUAUAACGAUGCGGCGGACGUUGUGACGAGGGUCGAUAGCGCCGUGGCCGAGGUGGAGAAGGAAUGUCAAGUCUACUUCCCUGUUCUGCGCAAGCUCACCGAACGCGUCAAGCAGCUCAAGGAGGGCCUCACGGCUAAGCCAGACUCUACUCGGUCCGCGCUUAUUCAUAUUCCU
Mesorhabditis spiculigera is the source of this 837-nucleotide messenger RNA. The record is from the annotation of a GenBank genome assembly. NCBI's taxonomy places the organism in Eukaryota, Metazoa, Nematoda, Chromadorea, Rhabditida, Rhabditidae.